Messenger RNA from Anopheles maculipalpis, 1755 nucleotides. Its product is annotated as potassium/sodium hyperpolarization-activated cyclic nucleotide-gated channel 4-like. The record is from RefSeq and is a predicted model, not a curated record. The coding region runs from base 1 to 1755 and encodes 584 amino acids. The transcript has a single exon. Lineage: Eukaryota; Metazoa; Arthropoda; Insecta; Diptera; Culicidae.
AUGAGGCAAAGAGUGAAAGAAACCCGGCACAUCUGCACCAUCGAAGAGACACGCAUUUCACAAGCGGAAGAUCGUGCCCUUCCGAGGCGUAUGAAAUUUUUACGUGCCCUGCAAAAGCUACGACUUGCCUCGGAACGCCACCCUUCGACGGAAAAACACCUAAAGAGUUCGUACCAGAUCAUCAAGGAAAACGAGCGCCUUUUGCGAUCGUAUCCUUCCUUCAUAGUCCAUCCGUUCAGCUUGCUGCGAAUGUCGAGCGAUGUGAUUGUUUUCAUCGUGAUGAACCUUCAUCUUACGCUGCUACCGUUUGCAUUUAGUUUUCUGGCUUUCGAUUCACAUCCCACCCGCCAUCUGGUGGAGUACAUCGAUCUGUUCCUUUGCCUGAUCCUGGUGGUAGAAUUCGGGAUAACGUUCUGUACCGGAUUUGUGGUUUUCGAAACGAACGAAAUUGUUCUCGAGCCUGGCAAGAUCUUCUUCAACCGUUUGCGACCGUUUCGGUUGAUGUACGAUCUGUUACUAUUUUUGCCGUACAUACUACUGCUAGAGGUGUUUGAUGAGUUAAUCUAUGAAGCAGGAGCGGAAAGUUGUCUUGUAUUUGUGUUGUUCCUGUAUCUGUGCCACAUUGCCCGGUUCCGGGAUAGCAAUAGAUACUUUCGGGUGAUCGCAAGAUCACUGCAAAUGCCCGAAAGCAAAACGCGCAUUGUACAGGUCAUUAUGAACACACUGUUCGUACUGCACUGGACCACCUGUCUCGGGUACAUUAUACCGAUUCUACUGCAAGCGAAACCAUCCACUCGAACCUUCGACGAGGAAGAGCUGCUAUCAGUGAUGCGAAUGCAACUGCAGCAUCCGAACGUUUCGGCCGUAUUACAGCACGUUGCCAAUCCUUUCGUACGACUUCGAGUAAGCGAUGUAGAAAGCAAUGCCUCUACAACCUACCGAUACUUCCGGAGCAUGAUGGUAACGCUGCGGGUCGGUAUGGCAGCGAGCGAAAAGAAGGACAUCGAGCAACAUUUCGUGUACCAUUGGAUCAUGAUGCUGGUAAUGUUUCUGGGCUGGCUGUGGUUCAAUUACGUGCCCGUCGUACUGUGCCGGUUUUUCGAUUCGCCCGAAAUGGCCACCGAUCAGUACGACAAAUUUAUGGCCAAUCUGAAAGCGUUCGCGCACAACAAACACCUCAGCGGGCCGCUGCAGAAGAAGCUACGAAAUAACUUUGCAACACGUUUCCGCACCCGGUACUUCGAUGAGGAAAUGAUCAUGGGGUUGUUUCCGAAGAAUUUACGAAGCAGCAUACGGAUGGAAACCUGCCGCCAUCUUGUGGCGAGUGUAGAUUUGUUCAAGAAUCUUCCCUACUUCAUACUGACGGACAUUGUGAACUGUUUGCAGCUGGAGAUUUAUCUGCAGGACGAUGUGAUUAUUGCGGCCGGCAGUUACGGUGAUUCGAUGUACUUUCUGGCAAUGGGAACGGUAGCAGUUUAUGCGUUGAAUGGAAAGGAGCUGGGCCACCUAACGGAUGGUGCGUACUUUGGUGAGAUAUCCCUUAUCAAGCGAAAUCAGCAGCGGACGGCUAAUGUGAUUGCACUGGAAGCGUGUGAAAUCUAUCGUUUGUCGCAUGAAGAUUUCCAGAACGUUAUUAAACCGCAUGCCUAUCUGUUGAACCGGAUCCGGAAGCAGGCCGAGCAGCGAUUGUCUGUGAUGAAAAAGAAGAAAGAUAAGAUGUAUGGCAAAAAGUUUAUCGAAGCAUUCCUGCAGUGA